This is a messenger RNA of Ctenocephalides felis (cat flea), 977 nucleotides long. RefSeq lists its product as uncharacterized. NCBI's taxonomy places the organism in Eukaryota, Metazoa, Arthropoda, Insecta, Siphonaptera, Pulicidae. The transcript is spliced from 4 exons. The record is from RefSeq and is a predicted model, not a curated record. Bases 2 to 505 code for a protein of 167 amino acids.
UAUGCAUUUUAGUGAAAGCAUUUUGGAAACAGUGCUCAGGUGGGGAUAUUGGAAUGAUGAGGAUAGAAAAGAUAAUAUUUUAGUCGUAAGAAAAGAUAACUUCUUUAGAGAAGUAGCACCGUUUUCCUGCGCACCUUGCACCAUGUCUGGUGAAUUAAAGUUCGCAGACACGAAGAGCAAAAGUUUCAAAGUUCAAACAUUCGAUUACAAUCAAGCAAAAUUGACAUAUUACAAAGAUAAAAGUGGUGCAAAUAGAGUUUGCGAAUGGAAAAUAGAAGAAAUUGUUUGGUAUCUAGGAUUUGAAACAAAAAGAAACCCACAGUCUUUAUGGGCAGUCACUUUUGUACCUAGGAUAAAUAAACCCAAAAGGUCGAAAGACAAUCCAUUUUUUGGUUGCACGAUUGCUGGUUCCAACACUCGUGAUAUGUUGAAAUGGCUUGGAGUCAUGCUUUGUUCAGAAUAUCCUCGUGGAGUUAUAGCUCCUGCAAGACUUUUAUUGGAAUGAACUUUAAACUGGUGAAAAGUAUACAAAAGACUGAUAUUUGACUUUACUUUGAUGUACCAAGUAGUCAUUAGAGGUAAUAUGAAUAGAAAUAAUUUAAUAAUUACCAUGAUAAGUUUAUUAAUAAGAAUAUUAGGAAUGAUUAAUUUCGAGAAGGACAUCACCAUUAUGACUUACUUGUCUUUAAAUAAACAAAAUGAAUAAAUAAAGGCUUUUAAGCCUAAUUAUAAUUGCUGACAAAGAUAAUAAUAUUUACAAUUGUUCUGAUGACAAUAGCACUGAUGAUGUAUGGGAAAAUAAAUGCAAAGGUAAGGCUGUUUAAUUUUCCUUCAUUUAAAAUUUGUUGACCAGAGUACAGAAUUUUAUAUUAAAAAUAUAUUAUGCAUAAUACACUUUAGUAUUCAUUAAUACUAAGUAUUAUAAUACUUUGUGUUUAAAUGUAGUUAUGGUAUGCGAUGUAAUAUAUAUAAUAUAA